This is a messenger RNA of Cydia amplana, 1338 nucleotides long. RefSeq names its product ran-binding protein 3 (gene RanBP3). NCBI's taxonomy places the organism in Eukaryota, Metazoa, Arthropoda, Insecta, Lepidoptera, Tortricidae. Gene Ontology annotation, cellular component: nuclear pore; cytoplasm. The transcript is spliced from 7 exons. The record is from RefSeq and is a predicted model, not a curated record. Gene Ontology annotation, molecular function: GTPase activator activity. Gene Ontology annotation, biological process: protein export from nucleus. Bases 39 to 1268 code for a protein of 409 amino acids.
GUGGUCUCGACCACAAACCAAUAACCCGAUCUUCUACAAUGGCAGAUGCGAAGCAAGAAAUGAACAAUGGAACAUCUCAGUCACGAUCAGUGCUGGCAAAACCUCGUCUUGGUGCUUUUGGGUCCUCUGGGUUUGGAGCUAGUACUUUUGGGUCCAUACUACGUCCAUCCCAGCUGAAACCUGGCAGCAAUCCAUUCCUUAAAGUCACUGAGACAGAAGAAGCUGAAAAGAAAGCAAAAGCUGACAAUGAAACUGAAAAACCUAAAGGAGAAGAAAGACUUACUGAAACCAAGGAAGAUGCCCCAAAAUUUGUACCUCUCGGUGCCGCAAGCAGUGCUCCUAGAACCUCCACACAAGUCCCGGCACCCGCACAGCCUGCUUCUGGGACAUCAGGGUUUGUCUUUGGACAGAAUUUAAGUGAGCGAGUUGUUAUUCAAGACAGUGUUAAUAACGGUGAUGCUGGGCCAUCAGAGCACAGUAUGAAGAAUGGUACGUCGGAGCUGUUGUUCACAAGCGCAGCUGCAUCUGUUAAGGAAAAUAGUCAGGAGUCGGCGGGGGGCAGCACUAGCGCCAGCGGCGCGGGGCUGGCGGCGGCGGCCGCGGAGUACGAGCGUGCGCAGGCGCGCCCGCCGCCGCCCGCCGUCACCACCACCACGGGCGAGGAGGACGAGAUCAACGUGCUGCAGCUAUCGUGCCGCUUGUUCGCCUGGGAGGCGGGCAGCUGGCGCGAGCGCGGGCGCGGCGUGCUGCGGCUCAACGACGCGGCGGCCGGCGCAGACGCCUCGCGGCUCGUGGCCAGGGUGGCCGGAUCGCUGCGCGUGGUGCUAAACACCAAGAUCUGGCCGGACAUGGUGGCGGAGCGCGCGGGCAGCAAGUCGCUGCGCAUCACCGCCACCGACACACAGCACCAGGUCAAACUCUUCCUCGUCAUGGGUAACCCCGGCGACAUUGUCCAGCUUCACCGCGCCGUGCUAGCGCGCAUCUCCCUCAGCAAGCGCGCGGGCGACGCGGCCUCCCGCCUCCGCGACGCGCACGAGACUGGCGAGUGCCACGCGCACGAGCACCGGCUCCACGCCCCGCCCCUCGCCGACGACGAGCAGGACACACAUACUGAAGACAAGGAUGGCGACUCAGAAAGCAAAGACGACGUAACGGAAGACAAGGAAGGUGAUGCGGAAGACAAGGAUAGCAAUCCGCUCAAGAGAAAAGAACCGGUAGGCGACGAAACGUCCCCUAAGAGACAGUGCCCCGAAAUUCUAAUAGACUGAUCCGGCCCGCGGUACGCGCGGUGCCAAGUGACAGACACAGCCUUGCAGCUCUGAGUUCAUAGAACGUAGG